AUGUUGACCCUAGGAAUUUACAGAAGAGCACUCACUAGAAGCCUACCAAGGGUGAGAUUUAAUUCAACCUCGUCAUCAACUAAUGGAUUAUCAUGGGUCGAGUACUUUCAAUUGAAGAAGCAAAAUAAUAGAAUCAAUGCCGUUAGUGGAAUUUUCACCGGUUUAGGGGGAGCAAUGUUGACCCUCACUUAUUUAGGAAACAUUGAAAUUGAUCUUGAAAAGCCAAUGUUUGGGUUUGAUCCACUCAUGGUUAUGGGAGGUGGAGUAAUUGCUGGUGGUCUACUUGGUUAUUUGUUGGGACCAGUGGUGGGACAAGUUGUAUUCAAAACGUUAAACAGAUCAAAGUUGAAAGCAUUUGAUGUGAGAAAUAGUCAAUUUUUGUCAAGGUUGAAGGUGAAAAGGCCCGAUCCCUCGAGUCAAAGUUUUUCGAAUCCUAUCCCUGAUUACUAUGGUGAAAGGAUUUACUCAUUGAAGGACUAUAGGCAAUGGUUGAGGGAUUGUAAUGCUUUUAGAAGAAAAGCUAAAGAAUUUAUUUGA
Molecule: messenger RNA, 537 nt
Organism: Lodderomyces parapsilosis
Lineage: Eukaryota; Fungi; Ascomycota; Pichiomycetes; Serinales; Debaryomycetaceae
Gene: PAM17
Product: Pam17p
Exons: 1
Coding region: 1-537 (178 amino acids)
Biological process (GO): protein import into mitochondrial matrix
Cellular component (GO): PAM complex, Tim23 associated import motor
Source: RefSeq, a predicted model, not a curated record